Messenger RNA from Nelumbo nucifera (sacred lotus), 1722 nucleotides. Its product is annotated as reverse transcriptase-like protein. NCBI's taxonomy places the organism in Eukaryota, Viridiplantae, Streptophyta, Magnoliopsida, Proteales, Nelumbonaceae. The record is from RefSeq and is a predicted model, not a curated record.
CUGGUUUCUCCUCGAUAAAAAACGUGCAUAGCUCGUCACUGUCAUAGUGUCACCGUGUGCUGCUUCAUUUUGAAUUGGAUUUUGGAACUUAAACACCGAGUUCAGUCUCGGAUGAGAAGGGCGGGAAAAGAGAGGGAGGGAUGGAGGAGCGAGUAGAAACCCUUCAAUCCUCGGAACGACCUCUUGAUUUCGAGACUUUCCGUAGUCGAGUUAGAGAGCUCUCAAAUUACAGACGUUCGGAUGAUUUCUCUGAAACAUCUCCGUUGGACUCCGAGAAAUUACUAGAAGAAUGUGUUAUCCAUCUCGAGAGCAAAAUCAAGCAAAUUACGUCAGAGUUUUCGGAUUUGAGCUGCUUAGGGCCAGAUGAUUUGGAGGCGUAUUUGGAACACAUGAAAGAGAAACUAAAGAUGGUCGAGGCUGAAAAUGUGAAAAUAUCUGAAGAAAUUGAGGAUCUCACAAGAACUUAUAUGGAAGAUUCUGCUCGAUUUGAGAGUGAUCUUGAAGGUUUGAAUGAUUCAUUGGAGGUCAUUGAGUCGCAGGGCAUCGACAAACUACAUACGGGUGCAUGUGGUGAAAUCUCCAUAUCUGAAGAAUACCAAGAGUGCUUGAAAAGUGCACAUGAAAACUGUAACUUUGAGAUUUUGGAACUUGAUCAUCAGAUUGAGAAGAGCAAAGUUACUUUAAGUUCUUUGAAGGAUCUUGAUUAUAUUUUUAGAAGGGUUGAAGCUAUUGAACAAAUUGAGGAUGCAUUGACAGGAGUAAAAGUCAUUGAAUUUGAAGGGAACUGUAUUAGGUUGUCAAUUAGGAUAUUUCUUCCAGCUACUGAGGUUUUAAGGUGCCAACAAAAGGUGGAAGAUAUCACUGAGCCAUCUGUGCUGGAUCAUGAAUUGUUAAUAGAGGUUAUGGAUGGGAGCAUGGAGCUAAAGAAUGUAGAGAUUUUUCCAAGUGAUGUAUUCAUAGGCGAGAUUGUUGAUGCUGCAAAAUCUUUUUGGGAGUUCUUUCCAUCAUUAUCAACUCCAAAGUUAAGAUCUUCCUUGGAGUGGUUUGUAAGAAAAGUGCAGGAUAGAAUUCUUUUAUGCACUCUAAGGCAGUCACUAGUGAAGGUUGCAAACAAAUCAAGACACUCUUUUGAAUAUUCGGACCGUGAUGAGACUAUAACAGCUCAUAUGGUUGGGGGAAUUGAUGCUUUCAUCAAGGUAUCUCAAGGCUGGCCAGUAACAAAUUCUGCUUUAAAGCUUAUGUCUCUCAAGAGCUCAGAAAAUCAUUCGAAGGAAAUUUCGUUACGCUUUCUUUGUAAGGUUGAGGAACUGGUGAACUCCUUGAAUGUACAAACACGGCAGAAUCUUUCAAGUUUUGUGGACAACAUUGAAGAGAUAAUUGCUCAACAAAUGCGUUCAGAACCUCAGUAAAUAUUUGUACACAUUCUGUUACCAACUUAUAUUAUGUCAUAUAAUAAGCAAGUCAAAUUUCCCCCUUUGAUCUCCUUCUGCAAAAAUGAAAAAAAAAUGUUUACAGAAAAUACUAGGUAGCUUUGGCAUUCUCAAUGAGAAUGUCUUUCAUGUAAUUCUUUGCAAACCGAAAGUAUGUGAGAGCUUAAAUGCCCUUUUGUCAUUAUACAUGAUUAUUGAUCCCUCCUGUAGAACCUUUUAUCUUUUUCCUUAUGGCCUGUCAGAACUACAACCCUAAAAUGUCAGAUGCAGAACAAUAAGUUUCUUCUUUCUA